This is a messenger RNA of Camelina sativa (false flax), 917 nucleotides long. Its product is annotated as putative BTB/POZ domain-containing protein At2g40450. Gene Ontology annotation, molecular function: protein binding. Lineage: Eukaryota; Viridiplantae; Streptophyta; Magnoliopsida; Brassicales; Brassicaceae. The record is from RefSeq and is a predicted model, not a curated record.
UAACAAUUAAGUUUUAGCUUAAAAGCUACGAACCUAGAGAGGGCUUGAGAUUUCUUGAGAAAUUUCUAAGAUAGUCAGGUUUUGGUUUUUGCAAUGGAAAAAUCGAGCAACAAAGAUGGUUUCUUGGGUGGAUUUAGGAAACUAUUGACAGAACAGUGGCAAUCCGAUGUUCAGCUCAAGGCUGGAGACAGUGAUGAGGCUGAGGGUGCUACUAUCCCCGCCCACAAACUUGUUCUGGCAGCAAGGUCUGAGGUGUUUAAGAGGAUGCUGGAACCAGACGGGAUCAAGGCUUCGCCUAAGGUAGUAGAGACAAUCACUCUCCCUGAGAUGAAACAUGAAGAAGUUGAGGCUUUAGUUGAUUUCAUCUACAGCGUUGACAGCUCUUUCUCUUCUGCCAGUCUCAAGAAACAUGCUCGGUCACUCUAUCUUGCAGCUGAUAAAUAUGAUAUACCGCAUCUACGGGACCUGUGCAGAACCGAGCUAAUAUCUUCUUUGAAUUCAUCAAACGCUCUUAGCAUCUUUGAGCUCGCCCAAAUCCCUUUUGACUUUACCCUCUCCAAUUUUGCCUUCAAUAGUAUCCAAACCAAUUUAAACGUGAUUGCUGACUCUGAUGAGUUCAAGUUGUUUGUCGUCAAUCAUCCAAAUCUUACAGUGGCGAUUAUGAAGACUUCUCUUCGAGCCACUACUAACAAUCGAUUCCACUGUUAUUAUUGUGGUCGUGCACAAUGGUAAGCAUAGACCCUAACACUAUUAUUUUUUAGGCAUUGGAAUUAGUCAAUUAGGUGGUUUACUUUUGUUAUCGAGUGAAAUUUAGAUACCAAUUUCUCCACUCACAUCUUUGCUUCAAGUAAAUCCCAUGUGGGCGAUUGAUUAAUUACUUUAAUGAGUUUACCUCUGAGUUAUGUUGCUUACUGUUA